AUGGACGCCUACGACAUUGAUGAUUUUGAUGACGUACCUGCGGACAUAUUGCCGGAAACGGAGGAUGAUUUUGGCUCCGUUGGCCCUGGGCUGAGUAUCAAUCAAAUGCGUUCGUUUAAAGAUGGUAAUUCGUACGCUAACCACUCUCAAGGGCUAUCGGAAUUGCCGGAAAGCUUGGAUGUUGAGAUGCCAGAAAGCCAAAAUGCAUCGCGAGUUCCCGAUGAAGCUGUUCAGACGCAGAAUCCUGCACAAGAUGCCCUCAACAAAGAAUCUACCCAGAUCUAUUACGAUCAAUUCCCUCCCGAUGACAUUUAUGUCCACCCAAUCGACUGGCAUAUGCGUGUUCCUGAUUAUGCCGAGCGCUUUCGCGAGCAGAAACUCAAUCAGCUCCGUAUUGCCGAAGCGGCGGAUCGGCUUGCUAAACGAAUCGAGGAGUAUCGGGUGCUACACCAAGCGGAAGCUCAUCGAGAGAUUUAUGGCGAAGGUCAUCUUCAGUUUGAAACAUCCGCGUUGAGGAUGAGAUUGAAAGAUGCCUCUAAAGCCGAGAUAAUGAAAGAACCGCCGGUGGACGGUACGCCAUGGAUGGGAGUUACGGCGGUUAACAGGGACGGGAAUCGCUCUAGGUUGUACCUUCGGAAUCUACCGAGAUGGCUGACUCGCUUUACUUCGAAAGAGCAGAAUUCUGAUGUCAGAAAGCAGCUUUUCAAUGUCACAGCUGUGGAAAAACUGCGGACAGAUGUGCUUCGGCUACGAACAACACGCAGAGAAGAAGAGCAAACGGCAGAGCGAUUGGCUUCGAGCGACUCGGUUGCCUCGCAGCAGCCCCUUGAAGAGACCAGUGCUGAAAGCAGCCUUUGGGUUGACAAGUACAAGCCAACGGCCUAUGUGGAUCUACUUUCGGACGAGGGCACCAACAGACUUGCUCUUUCCUGGCUACGUCUUUGGGACGAAUGUGUCUUCGGACAGAAGGCGCCUUCAGUGCAUCGUUUUCGCCAAAAGGAACAAGAGAUGUUGGAAGUCGAAGCUACCGCUCCUCACCGUCCGGUACAUAAGAUCCUGCUGCUAGCUGGAAAUGCGGGUGUGGGCAAGACUACGCUCGCUACCAUACUUGUGAAGCAUUCCGGCUACGGAUUUGUCCAUGUUAACGCCAGUGAUUCUCGGAAUACCUCGGAUCUGGAACGCCUAUUGCAUUCGGUAUCCGGGACUAAGCGCACGGUGGCCGGAACCGAAAGGCCUCAAGUUCUCCUGUUGGAUGAGAUAGAUGGAGCCCCCGGUGAGGCCAUCAAUUGGCUUUGCAAGGCAAUUUCGGCAACUGGAAAAAAGGCGUUGAAGAGGCCGGUCAUCGCGAUUUGUAACACUCUGUAUUCGCCUAAUCUUCGGGAGUUGAGGCAACACGCUCUUGUUUUGACGGUCAACAAGACAAAUGAGAGGCUUCUUUUUACACGGCUCGAAAGGAUCGCAGAAACGGAGAAGCUGCGCAUUGAGAAUGCAGCUCUAGAGAAAUUGGUGGAAUGCACAGAGGGAGACGUUCGAUUAUCGGUGAACACGCUGCAAUUCCUUGGUCAAACUACCCGUCGCGACCAAGAAAUCAUCACCGAGGAGGACGUGACCAAGGCUUGUACACGCUUCUCAAAUGGGAACGCCUCAUUGUUUGACUGUUGGUCGAGCCUUCUGGAUUCGACUCGUCAUCACGACCGUCGUGGCGCUUUGACGGCUGAUGCUGCUCGUGUUUCGACAAUCGAGCACACAUGGAUGUUGAGCCGGGAUCAGAAGGAUCGUUUCGUCGUUGGGCUGCAUAACAACUACACGCGGCACCAUCCCCCGUUGCCACUCAACAAGCUCCGUCCGGCAUCUGAUUGCUUUGUGUUCUAUGAUCUCCUGAACACCUCGAUCUUGAAAAAGCAAGAUUGGUCGCUCGCCAAGUAUUUCUACGACUUCUACGUGCCGCUACAUUUUCUGCUGACCACACAUUCGAAGCUUCAGCUUGCUUACCCACAGACGGAUGCCAAUUGCGUGGCGAAGCUACGCACAAAUACGGACUGUGUCUCGUCGAUCCGACCUCAAUCCACGCUGACGCAUAGCGCACAAUUGGUAACGGAGGUGCUGCCGUAUCUUCUGGAGAUUGCGCAGCCAGCCAUUCCAAAGGGAGCGGCCGCGGUAUUGGCAGUCCGAAACAACAAGCUUUUGCUGCGCAUCGCAACCGUUAUGGACAGCUUUGGCCUAAAUUUCAAACCGUGCCGCGUGCAAGGCCGUGUCCAGGAAACCCAAUGGCUUUAUUCACCGCCUAUUGACGUCUUGUGCCUCUUCGGGAUACCCGGUUCAAGCCAUAAAUUUGUCGUCAACUCACUGCGUGAAGAGAUUGCCAGGAUGAUAGAGGCUAGAACAUGGAGGCUUGCUGAUGAGGACUUCGACAAAGAAAACACCCCAGCAAACGGCGCCCCCAAAGAGGAUACCCGGAAGCGAAAAUGGGCGGUGGCACUGGGAAAUAAUGUCCCACUGGCUUCCAAGAAACCUUCGGCCUCGACCGGCAUCCAAUUCGUACACAAGCCCUGCCCCUACAACCCGAGUCACAGCGCCACGAAUGAAGAUUUGGCGAGUCUUCCGAGCACGGCUUCUAACAUUCGAAACAUUGGAAUCAUCGCUCAUAUUGAUGCGGGCAAGACGACGGUCACCGAGAAGUUUUUGUACUUGACAGGUAUGACCAGCUCAGCGGGAAACGUCGAUUCGGGAACGACAGUAACUGAUUUUCUGGACAUGGAGCGAGAAAGAGGAAUCACGAUCCAAUCGGCGGCUGUUCAUUUUGAGUGGCUCGGGAAUAGGAUCAACCUGGUAGAUACGCCGGGACAUGUCGAUUUCACCAUCGAAGUGGAGCGUUCGAUGCGCGUUAUGGACGGUGUUGUUGUCAUUCUGGAUGGAGCCGUCGGCGUACAGGCCCAAACCCUUACCGUCUGGCGGCAGGCGGGAAAAUUUGGCCUCCCAGCAGUAUUUUUCCUGAACAAGUUGGACAAGAAGACGGCCAACUUCCAAAAGGCCUACGAUUCGAUCCAACAGAAACUGGGGCUGAAAGCCAUCCUCACCACGGGAAUCGUCACCGAUCAGUCGGGAAAGAUUGAUAAAAUCGUUGAUUUGUUAACGGGAAAAUCUUUGGACUUGUUGCAAACUAACGCGAAGUGGGAAAAGAUUAAGGGAAAUGACAAUCGACUGCUCGACAUUUAUAAUCAACAGCGCGAGGAGAUGCUGUAUGCAGUCGCCGACUGUGACAAGCCCUUUGCUUCCUAUUUCCUCGAUAAAAUCGAGGGCAAGGCCUCAAAAAUAACACAGGAGGAAUUGUUGAAAACGUUACGCAGAGUCACCCUUGAAAGAACAGGAAGUGUUUUGAGCUGCGGCACAGCUCUAAGAUGUAGCGCAAGUGUGAUCCCGCUGCUCGAUUCGGUCGUGUCGUUCCUCCCCAGCCCGGAAGAAAAGGAUUCGUACUCAAAAUUAUUUGGCGACAAGCUGAGCGCUUUGGUUUUCAAGAUUCAAAAUGACAAAAAGAAGGGACAGUUAAAUUACGUUCGCGUCUACACGGGAGCCCUUCGAAAUAAUUCGCAUGUUUUCAACUCGACGCGAGGGGAGCAAGAAGGUCCUAUCAAGUUGUUCAUCCCGUAUAGUGAUGAUUUGACACCAACGGCUGAAGUGACCACCGGUAAUAUAGCUGUCGUUUCCGGGCUUCACCAGACGAGGAGUGGGGACACGUUAUUAGGAUCAGAGGCAAUUGGUUGGGACGCCGCCUCCAAAUAUUCCGCCGAUGUCGGGAAGGAAGCGAGAAAAACAUCCCCGGCCAGCGUGAUUCGACAGGCGAAAUCCGAAAAAGAUUCCAUCAUCUUGUCUGGUAUCGAAUCCCCGGACCCAGUAUAUUACUGCAGCAUCGAGCCACCGACCUCAGCGGCACAACACGAAUUUUCCAGAGCCCUCCGCGAGCUGUGCGUCGAGGAUCCGUCGAUUAGAGUCCGGGAAAGCAAAGAAACUGGCCAAACGAUCCUGGAGGCCAUGGGAGAACUGCACCUCGAGGUCAUCAAGGAUCGCCUUCUGCGUGGAUAUGGCUUGUCGGUGUUUCUUGGACCUCUUCAGGUUGCCUACCGGGAGAUGUUGCGAGACGAAAUUGUUCACACUGCCACGGUAGAAGAGAGCUUUGACGGGCGCAUGCAUUCCGCCUCUUUGACUAUGCGCGUCAAUCCUGAAUCCGAUGCCCAAAAAUUCAAGCAGGUCACUUUAAAGCUGCCGGCGGAUGCUGGUUGCCAUAACGCGCUGCACAGCGGCCCGAUUCUUGGAUUUCCGAUCUCCAACGUGUCGAUAUCACUAGAAGGGAUCGUGGUUAGUGGCGGCCGAAUCAAGGUCCCGAUCUUAUCGGCCUGCGCGCAUCGGUGCGUCAGCGAAGCACUCGUGAAGGCCGGGGCCAGAUUGGCCGAGCCGGUCAUGCGGAUCGAAGUUAUGAUCCAGGGCGCCAGUUCGGAUUAUAGCACCCAGCCCCUACAGCAAGAACUCGUUAAUCGACGAGGGCAGAUCACAGAAAUCGUGACUGAUGGUCAGCGAUUCGUCACCAUUCACUGCUUGCUGCCGUUGGCCGAAAUGACUGGACUGGCCACAACCAUCCGGACAUUAUCGUCAGGCCUUGCAUCGUUGCAUGCCGAGGUGGCGGAAUAUCAAUUGCUGACGGAAUAUGAACAAUCCCAGGUCGCCGCCAAAAUACGAGGAUGCCCA
Mesorhabditis spiculigera is the source of this 4740-nucleotide messenger RNA. The record is from the annotation of a GenBank genome assembly. NCBI's taxonomy places the organism in Eukaryota, Metazoa, Nematoda, Chromadorea, Rhabditida, Rhabditidae.